Molecule: messenger RNA, 2751 nt
Organism: Anastrepha obliqua
Lineage: Eukaryota; Metazoa; Arthropoda; Insecta; Diptera; Tephritidae
Exons: 1
Coding region: 1-2751 (916 amino acids)
Source: RefSeq, a predicted model, not a curated record
AUGGAUGCAGAAAAUAUUGCAAGCUACCUUCAGUUAUUGAGUGAACAGUGGGUUCGUUUUAACGUUGCUCAAGACGCUGUAGAAAUUACGUGUGGUGCCGAUGUUAUUGAAAUUGAAGAAAAUGUGCGUAUCCAAGCCGAAACUUGGUACUCUACAGCUUCAGCUAACUUUAGCCGCGUGAAAAAUUGUCGUACUAAUUCGCAAGAUAGCUCCACAAAGGCAUCUGUGUCCACGGUUAUACGUUUACCGAAAAUGGAGUUGCCCACAUUCUCCGGUGACUCUACAGAAUGGAUUGGUUUUUUCGACGCGUUUUCUUCGUUAGUUGAUAAUAACUCUGCUUUAACAGAUGGACAAAAGUUGCACUAUCUCCGAAGCUGCUUGAAAGGUGACGCGUUGAAAAUUAUCAGUGGUUUUAAAAUAUGUGACGCAAAUUACGUUGAAGCUUGGGGUCUAUUAACAUCGCGGUAUAAGGUUAUUCGUGUAAUUGUGGAAUCUCAUCUUCGCGCGUUGGCUGAAAUUAAAAGAGCUACGCAUGACAAUGCUGACGCAAUCAAAGGUGUAAUUGAUGCGUUCCAACAGCAUAUUCGCGAGCUUAAAGCGUUGGGUCGUCCGAUUGAGUUUUGGGAUGAUUGGUUGGUACAUGAGGUCGUCAGUAAGUUGGCAUUCGAAACGCGUAAGCAGUGGGAGUUAUCGCUCGUUAGUGAUGAUCCUCCAUCUUUUGAGCAACUAAUAACAUUUUUAGAGAUAAGAUGCCGAUCGUUAUCGAUGUUUUCGUCGUCAACAACAUCAGUACCAAUUAAGGUUAAAACUGCAUCAUCAAGCAAGUCGACAAAUGUGUUCCACACGAUAUCAAAACAAAGUAAUGUGUGUGCAUAUUGUAGUGGACCUCAUAAAAUUUACAGUUGUGAAAAAUUUCGUGAAUUGGACUUGUCUACAAAAUCACAGUUCGUGAAGCAAGGACACAUAUGCUUCAACUGCUUAAGUUCAGGUCACUAUAAAGACCGUUGUAACAGUGCUUCCACUUGCCGCAUGUGUAAACAACGUCAUCACACUCUGUUGCACGGUGCUUUGCAGUCAACGACCGUUACCGCAGUGAACAAUUACGCGACGCAUUCGUUAUGUGCUGCUGACGCCACAUCAAAGGUAAGCGCAAAAACUUGUGAAUUUCCAGCAAGCGUCGACGUUCCACGCGUUUCUUCAUGCUUGAACUCGAGCUCCAAUCCACCCAUAGCUGUAGAAAGAGUUGUGCUGUUAUCCACCGCAUUAGUGAAGGUACGCGACUGUUCUGGUAAUUGGCAGCCCGCACGUGCACUUUUCGAUUCUGGAUCACAUGCUUCCUUUGUAACCGAAGCGUGUGUGCAACGCUUAGGCCUGCCGCGAUCAACAUCUGAAGUAAACAUUACUGGAAUUGGGUCAGCGCAAGGAGGACGAGCUAGAGGUGAAGUAUCACUUUCUCUUUCUUCUUUCUCUACAAAUCAAUGCUUUACUGUCAAAACGUUAAUUCUGUCUAAAAUUACAAGCGACUUGCCAACACAGACUAUAGCUACUUCAUCGUGGCCACAUAUCCGAGGUUUAUUUUUAGCCGAUCCCCAUUUUAUGAAGCCUGGACGGGUCGAUAUAUUGAUUGGAAUGGACGUUAUGGAUCAACUGAUCUGUACAGAACUUCGUAAGGGUCCAUCUGGAGCUCCUAUGGCUCAACUGACGGUCUUUGGGUGGACUCUGUUUGGAAGCGUGAAUGGAUCUGAGCCUGAUAUGCCACGCUUACAGUCGUUACAUUGCGAUGUUCAUUUGGAUCGAGCAUUGAACAAGUUAUGGGAGUUAGAGGAAGGUACGCAAAAAACGUUUCUUACGCAUGAGGAGCGUUACUGUGAAGACCAUUUUGAAACAACGCAUCGAAGGGAACCUAACGGACGGUUUGUCGUCGAAUUGCCGCUGAAGCCCGAUGUAGCUCUGGGAGAGUCGCGAAACUUUGCUAUCCGGAAUUUGUUACGACUUGAAAGAAGACUCGCUUGUGACUCCGAUCUUCGUUUACGCUACAAUGAGUUCAUGAAUGAACUCAUUGACAUGAAACAUAUGCAGGUCGCGUCAGAGACUAUGAAUCCAACGUAUUAUAUGCCUCAUCAUCCUGUUUUAAAGGAAAGUAGUACCACGACCAAAUUGAGGGUUGUAUUUAACGCGUCCGCAAAAUCAACUUCCGGAAAUUCGCUGAAUGACGCAUUAUUUAUAGGACCCCAAUUGCAGGAAGAUUUAUACUCCAUCUUACUUCGCUUUAGAACACACCGCUAUGCUGUAACAGCAGAUGUCGCCAAAAUGUAUCGUCAAAUCUGCGUAUCCUUAAAACACGCCGAUUUGCAACGCAUCGUAUGGCGUAGCCACCCAUCCCUGCCUAUCCAAGAUUUUCGCAUGGUUCGCGUAACGUACGGAGUGGCAGCUGCAUCUCAUCUAGCUGUCCGAUCACUUCAACAGACGGCAAGAGAUUCGUCGAAUGAUUGUGCUAGGGCUGUUAGUGUUAUUCUCAAGGAUUUUUACAUGGAUGAUCUACUUACUGGUGCAUCUAGUAAAGAAGAACUUCGAUUGUUGCAGCAAAAUAUUUCCGAAAUAUUGAGGGAAGGGGAGUUUGAACUUCGUAAGUGGGCAUCGAACUGCGCUGAGCUAAUCGCAAGCAUUUCUAAUGCAUCUACGAACAUAUCACAUUAUAUUGUCGACGAUAAGGAUGUACACGCUUUAGGUCUUAUCUGGAACACAGAAUGA